AUGAAAUUUAUGCUAGCCAAAGCUCGUGAAAUCAAUCGCCUGCAUACUGCUCGUAUGAUCGCCCAUUGCUUAGAAUUGUGUUAUUUGCAAGUCGAAGCAGCUUCUAAUAAUCACGUCGAGCGUGGAUCUGAAGGUCUCCAGACAGUCAAGGAACUUGCUAGACGUUUAAAUCUCAGCUUUGGUCUUGAUCUGCUCAAAAUUCGAAAAGCUAUGGUUGCUUUCCAUGCUAGAGGAAUCCACUUUUGUUUAUCUCGAGUCGCUUCCGCCGCAUCUGCAGACGGUCAGUCCUCCGGUGUACCAAGCAACUUAUUGUUUCUUGAGGUGCUUUCUGAGUUCUCAAACAAACUUAUCAGACACGAUAAAAAACUCAUAUGUGAAUAUGUCCGCCUGAUUUUUCCAAAUCCUGUCGGCAGUGAAUUAGCCAGUUUACAUGCCUAUCGAUCCAGUCUUGAUCCUGAUGCUACGGAUACUAAUCCUGGACACGAUGGGUCUAGCCAAAUUACGAAUCCACUAAUUGUUGGCCAAAUUAAUUCUCUCUUGACACAAGGUCGAGGGAAACGUCUUCGGGGUGCUGACUUCUCUCGUCCCGGUAUCAUCACAAAUCUGAACUCACAGUCAUUGAACACGGUCAUCAAACGAAGACGUGUUAAUUUUAAAUUGAAUCUUAAAAACAUCUCUGGAAAUCUGUCUAAAGUAACUAGUGCCGGUCCUUCCAGUUCUCCACCAUCUGCAGAAAUGUCUUUUGGUGUAGACUGUGCAUCUCUCUGCAAUCCGUGCACGUCGAUUACAACUCUAACUCCAGCUGUUCAUUCAUCUCAUCAGUGA
Messenger RNA from Heterobilharzia americana, 825 nucleotides. The record is from the annotation of a GenBank genome assembly. NCBI's taxonomy places the organism in Eukaryota, Metazoa, Platyhelminthes, Trematoda, Strigeidida, Schistosomatidae.